Carcharodon carcharias (great white shark) is the source of this 2171-nucleotide messenger RNA. It is a transcript of the gene pigw, whose product is annotated as phosphatidylinositol glycan anchor biosynthesis, class W. Gene Ontology annotation, cellular component: membrane; endoplasmic reticulum. The transcript has a single exon. Gene Ontology annotation, biological process: protein localization to plasma membrane; GPI anchor biosynthetic process. Lineage: Eukaryota; Metazoa; Chordata; Chondrichthyes; Lamniformes; Lamnidae. The coding region runs from base 424 to 1977 and encodes 517 amino acids. Gene Ontology annotation, molecular function: glucosaminyl-phosphatidylinositol O-acyltransferase activity. The record is from RefSeq and is a predicted model, not a curated record.
GUCAGAUGCUUUCCUUGUUCUGGGUGAACUGCCCCAAUGCCCAUUUCUAAGCACUGCAAUAGCCAAAAACUCAGGAGUAACUUCUUUUGGACAAGGAAUAAGGACAAAAUCGAGAAUGCCUUUAAAAUGGGCAUCUGAUACAAGAAUGUUAUAGGAUGACUCUUAAAAACAUGUUUGAUCUAGUAAGAUCUAUUUUAUCUCCCCAGCUGACCUAACAGAAACAACCUAUCCUAAUUCUAGGCAUAACAUAAAAACAAUACUGAAAAUACUCAACAGGUGAGGCAACAUCUGUGAAGAGACAGACAAUUAACAUUUCAGGCCAAUGACAUUUGUAGGAUUAGUAAAUCAAUUAUAUACUCUGGUUUGUUUUUCAAUAAUCUUUUACCAAAUACAGCAUAUCACCAGCUGACUUUUUCAGGAAACAUGAUCAAUUCCAAUAUGGCACAAAAAGAAUUCAAAGAAGCAUUUAUCAGUAACCUAAGUGGUACUACAUUGGCUGAGAAUUUAUUGGGUUUAAUUCUGUCUGCAUUAUGUGUUACCUGCCGAGGACUAAUAUUAAUGUAUUUUGUUGGACAAAGUGCAGCAUCAUCAUCAUCAUCAUCAUGGAAAAGACUGCUGUUGAUUGAUUUUAUUGUGCUGGUGGCAUCUCUUGUAUUGUCCUGCACGGUUUUGUCAGAUAUACUUCAUUGGGUGGUGCUGGUUCUAGCAGCUGUACUUGUGCUAUCUUUGUUUCAGAUAUACAGUCAAAGAAAACAGUAUUCCCAUCAACACUUCAAAGAAGUCAUAGGAUCUUUUUUGGAAACCAGCUUGGAUAUGAAUUACAUUCCCUUUGUCACUUUGUUUCGGGUCUUUGUUAACAUAAAGACUGGCAUCAGCAUUCUAGCUGUGGACUUUCCAAUAUUUCCAAGACGCUAUGCUAAAGCUGAAACAUAUGGGACUGGAAUUAUGGAUUUUGGAGUGGCAGCUUUUGUUUUUGCAAAUGCCCUUGUUUCUCCUGAAGUAAGACAGAGGAACAAAAAUAUAUCACAUUCCAAAUUUAGUUUUGUCAUUAAACAGAUCAUAGCAGUUUGGCCCUUGGUUUUCUUAGGAGUAGCUCGUCUAAUAAGUGUUAAAGCAGUGGAUUAUCAUGAGCACAUAUCUGAAUAUGGUUUACAUUGGAACUUCUUCUUCACACUGGCAAUAGUUAGGAUCCUGUCAUCUAUUCUUAUGAUAUUAUGUCCUGUUAGAAGUUCUUGGAUCUUGUCAGCUAGCAUUGCCAUCUGUUAUCAAUUAGUCCUUGAAACUACAAAUCUGAAGCAAUUUAUAUUGCAUGGAAGUGAUGGCAAAGGCACGAGGGUUGGGUUCAUUAAUGCCAACAGAGAAGGACUCUUUUCAAUGCUUGGAUACACAGCUGUUUACAUGGCUGGUGUACAGGCAGGUGUUUACAUAAUGAAGAAGAGGACAUUGGUUAUAGACUGGGUAAAAGUGCAAGGUUUCCUUUUGAUGAGCUUUUUGUUAUUGUGGCUGCUACUGCAUGUGUGUGAGGCUCUCAUAGAGACUGUAUCACGCCGGAUGGCCAACCUAAGUUUUGUUUUGUGGACAGUUGGGCAGAGUUUGUUUUUUCUGAUGAUUCACAUGCUGGCUGAUCUUGUUUUAGUAUUUGUCAAAGUUAUCUCAGGGAUUUCUAAUGUGCCAAGUUCAUGGAACAUUUUACUAGAUUCUUCCCAACGCGAGAAGGGUAGGACUUUGUUAAAAAGCAAUCCUUCCAGAAAGGUGGAUAAAACCACUAUACAUUUCUGUCUAAUUGAAGCUGUAAGCAGAAACCAACUGCUGUUUUUUCUGCAAUCUAAUAUCUUGACUGGUUUGGUGAAUCUUACAAUAGAUACUAUUCAUUGCAACACACUUACUUCUUUAUUUGUACUUUUGCUUUAUAUGUUCUGUAAUUGCUUCAUUGUCUACAUCUUACACAUCAAUGAUAUUACUUUAAAGUUUUGGUGAUCUGCUGUUUCCAUGAUUCACUUCCAUCAAAGUAAAAGCAUUCUGACACUAUAGGGAUCAGAGUUCUUGCACUUCAAUAAUAACCCUCUCUAGAACAUUAUACCUCACAACAUUUAUAACUCUGCAUGUGCAGGAUUUAUCUGUCUGUUGUUAAUCUACUUAUUCUCUGCAAAAAAUAAAGCAAAUUUUAGAUA